Messenger RNA from Knipowitschia caucasica, 3711 nucleotides. Lineage: Eukaryota; Metazoa; Chordata; Actinopteri; Gobiiformes; Gobiidae. The record is from the annotation of a GenBank genome assembly.
AUGGGUGUGAGGGUGGGGGGUGGGGGGAGACUCUUCGGGCCACUGUCAGCCCUCGCCAACAGGCUGAUCCAUCACCCGUUUGAAGAUGGUGUUUUAAUUAUUCGACAGGGAGGAGAAAUGAGCCGUGGCGUUCCCCUCGACAUUCUGUCUGAGGAGCUGCCGGUCCGGACGUCAUGGCACGUGGCUAAAAAUAUCUGUCUCGCGGAGCUCUGCCCAAGACGGACCCGAGAGCCAAAGAGAAAGCAAUGUGAAAGUAAUCCCAAGGAGAGCAGCCCCUUCAUCAACAGCAGCGAUGCAACUGCAGAGAAGACUCAGCAGUACGACGGCAAGAACAUGGCCCUGUUUGAGGAGGAGAUGGACACCAGCCCAAUGGUAUCGUCUCUGCUCAGCAGCUUGGCCAACUACUCCAACCUGCCCCAGGGCAGCAAGGAGCACGAGGAGGCCGAGAACAACGAGGCGACAGAGACACGCAAGAAGCCUAUUAAGGCGCCACAGCUGGGUACUCUGAUGGGUGUGUACAUGCCCUGUAUCCAGAACAUCUUUGGAGUCAUCCUCUUCCUCAGGAUGACCUGGCUGGUGGGAAUUGGAGGAGUCAUUGGGACCUUCAUUAUCGUUACCAUGUGCUGCACAACAACCAUGCUGACUGCGAUCUCCAUGAGCGCCAUUGCCACCAAUGGUGUAGUUCCAGCUGGGGGCUCGUACUACAUGAUCUCCCGCUCGCUGGGCCCAGAGUUCGGAGGAGCAGUGGGGAUCUGCUUCUACCUGGGGACAACCUACGCUGGUGCCAUGUACAUCCUGGGAGCCAUCGAGCUGCUCCUGAUUUACAUAGUGCCACAAGCCGCCAUCUUCCCGCUGGAGGGUCUGGAGGGGGCAGAGGCGGAGGCAGCUCUGCUCAACAACAUGCGGGUGUAUGGGACCAUCCUUCUGACCUCCAUGGCCACCGUAGUAUUUGUCGGAGUAAAGUAUGUCAACAAACUCGCCCUGGUCUUCUUGGCCUGCGUCAUCCUCUCCAUCCUGGCCGUCUACGCUGGAGUCAUCAAGACCGGCAUUGACCCUCCAGAUUUCCCGGUGUGUCUGCUGGGGAACCGCACUCUGGUGUCGAAAACCUUUGACGUUUGCGCCAAGACGGUGGAGACGGCUAACGGGACGGUGACCACGCAGCUGUGGCAGAUGUUCUGCGACUCGCCUCUGCUCAACGCCACCUGCGACAAGUACUUUGCCGCCAACAAUGUCACACGGAUCCAGGGAAUCCCAGGAGUCACCAGCGGCAUCCUUUCAGAGAACCUGAUGCCCUACUACUAUGAGAAAGGGAACCUGAUCGCUCGGGACAACAUGGCGUCCGCGGAGGAUGUGGACGACCCUCUCACCAACUCAAACCGCUACGUGCUCGCCGACAUCACCAGCUUCUUUACGCUGUUAGUGGGCAUCUACUUCCCCUCUGUGACAGGGAUCAUGGCUGGCUCUAACCGCUCUGGAGACCUGCGUGACGCCCAGAAGUCCAUCCCCAUUGGGACCAUCGCCGCCAUCACCACCACCUCCAUUGUCUACAUGAGCAGUGUGAUCCUGUUUGGAGCCUGCAUCGAGGGUGUGGUCCUCAGGGAUAAGUUUGGUGAAGGCGUGCAUGGGAACCUGGUGAUUGGCACAUUGGCGUGGCCGUCACCGUGGGUCAUUGUGAUCGGCUCCUUCUUCUCCACCUGUGGAGCUGGUCUGCAGAGUCUGACCGGAGCUCCCCGUCUGCUCCAGGCCAUCGCCAAAGACGGGAUCGUGCCUGCCCUCAGGAUCUUCGGCCAUGGGAAGGCCAAUGGUGAGCCCACAUGGUCCCUGCUGCUGACAGCUUGUAUCUGUGAGAGUGGGAUCCUCAUUGCCUCCCUGGACGCGGUCGCUCCCAUCCUCUCCAUGUUCUUCCUGAUGUGCUACAUGUUUGUGAACCUGGCCUGUGCCCUUCAGACUCUGCUGCGGACCCCCAACUGGAGACCUCGCUUCAAGUUUUACCACUGGACUCUCUCCUUUUUGGGAAUGAGCUUGUGCCUCACGCUGAUGUUCCUGUGUUCCUGGUACUACGCCAUUGUUGCCAUGGUGAUCGCCGGCUCCAUCUACAAGUAUAUUGAGUUUGCCGGGGCGGAGAAAGAGUGGGGAGACGGGAUCCGCGGUCUGUCCCUGAGCGCGGCUCGUUACGCUCUGAUGCGUCUGGAGGAAGGCCAGCCGCACACCAAGAACUGGAGGCCUCAGUUGCUGGUGCUGGUCAGUACAGAUGCAGAGCAGAACAUAGAGCAGCCUCGUCUGCUCUCCCUUACCAACCAGCUGAAGGCCGGCAAAGGUCUGACCAUCGUGGGCACAGCUCUGGAGGGAACGUACCUGGAGAACCACGACCGGGCUCAGCGCGCAGACCAGGCUCUGCGUAAACUGAUGGAGACAGAGAAGGUGAAGGGCUUCUGUCAGGUGACCGUCUCCUCAAACCUGCGAGACGCCACGUCCCACCUGCUCCAGGCCAGUGGGCUGGGGGGCCUCAAACACAACGCCGUGCUGGUGUCAUGGCCGCGCAACUGGAAGCAGGGAGACGAGCACCAGCACUGGAGGAACUUCAUUGAGCUGGUCAGAGAAACCACAGCCGCUGACCUGGCUCUGCUCGUGCCUAAGAACAUCUCUGCCUUUCCGUCCAAUGGAGAGCGCUUCACUGAGGGCCACAUCGACGUGUGGUGGAUCGUCCAUGAUGGAGGCAUGCUCAUGCUGCUGCCCUUCCUCCUGCGACAGCACAAGGUUUGGAGGAAGUGCAAGAUGCGCAUCUUCACCGUGGCUCAGAUGGACGACAACAGCAUUCAGAUGAAGAAGGACCUGACCACAUUCCUCUAUCACCUCCGGAUCGACGCCAUGGUGGAAGUCGUGGAAAUGCAAGACAGUGACAUCUCAGCCUACACUUAUGAGAAGACUCUGGUGAUGGAGCAACGAUCACAGAUGCUGAAGAAGAUCAAGAUGACCAAGACGGAGCGCGAGAGAGAGAUCCAGAGCAUCACCGACUCGUCCCGUGGCUCUAUCCGCCGCAAGAACCCGGCCGCAGUCACCACCCAGCUCAGUGUGACCGAGGAGCCGCCUGCUGCCAGCAAAGAGGAGAAGCCCGAGGAGGAGUCAAAGUCUUCUCCCCCUGUCUCUCCCCCUGCGCAGGUGCAGCUGAUCCACGACAACACCACCCCCGCCAGCCCCGCCACCCCGGCCACGCCCCUCACCCCAGAGGAGGUGCAGAGUCCUGGGACACAGGUGCAGAUGACCUGGACUGAGAAGUGUGACGGAGAGGCCCCUAAACCUCCAGGGGCCGCCACACCAGAAGGACUGAAGGACAUCUUCAACAUGAAGCCCGAAUGGGAAAACCUGAACCAGUCCAACGUGCGACGCAUGCACACGGCACUGAGGCUCAACGAGGUCAUCAUGAAGAAGUCCUCUGAGGCCAAACUCGUCCUGCUCAACAUGCCAGGGCCGCCCAGGAACCGGACAGGGGACGAGAACUACAUGGAGUUCCUGGAGGUCCUCACGGAGGCGCAGAACCCUGCAGCUCCUCCUGCACCCAAAGCUUUCUCUCCUCUCCACCCUCUCCUCUCCACCCUAUCCCCUCCAUCCUCUCCCCUCUUCAUCAGCUCCUCCCCACCUCCUCCUUCCCCUCACACAUCUCACCUCUGCCCUAACAGCCUCAUGGCACCACUGUCCAUCCAGCUCCUCUAG